GUGUUACCAGAUGAGAUGGUCAGUUCAACACAGAUUUGAUUAAAAGCUGUGGGGAAGUGUCCUUUAGAAACCAUAGGCGAGAAGUAGACAAGCUACACCGACAGGAGCAGCCUAUAUCAUGCGUGCAGAGAAACCAGCAGAAGAAGAGCAUGCACUCGAAGUAGAAGUGGCAUACAAAAAGUUGAAUGAGCUUCUUGAUGUGCUUUCACGUGUGAAGGCUGGCAUUAAUGAUGACAUUGACACAGUAGAAAUCCACCGAAGAGCAUUAGAUGACCUUGUCAAUAUAAACUCACUUUUUACAAUGGCUGUGUUCGUUGGCUUAUCGUUUGCCUCCCCAGGCCAAUUGCACAGCCUGGAAAACCGAUCUGUCUGUGACGCAGACCCAGGCAUGGCCAGGAGGCUCAUUAUAUUUGAGGUGAUUUCCUUCGCCUGCUUCCUCUUAUCGAGUUUAGUUGCCAAGACCCUCAAGGUCCAACUCGAUAUCAACCGAUACAAAUAUUCCAGAGAUUGGCAGUCCAGGCUUUGGAGGGGCUGUACGCUGUCCUUAUCGUUGAUGGCCUCGUUCGUGGGCAUUGUGUUUUUGACACUUUCCAUGAUUAAUUUCGUCCAGAUAAGGUUGGGAAAGCUGUCUUGUGGAAGUAUGCAUGCCAUGCAAGCGAUGGCACCACUCUCUGCAAUUGUUUUGCUUGCUCUAGCCAUCUAUGUACCCUCUUCGGUGAAUGCUAUAUGGAUUUCUUUGAAGCAUGUCCAACCAAAGAGGAAGACCAGUUCGACACAGAAAUCUGGGGGAUGAUUUCUGCGCAGCAUCCGUGUUGGCAAAAAAUAAUCAGAGAAAUGUGUGCCCUUGCGCAUCCUUUCAUACUUAGAUAUGUUUGUGUAUUCCUGUGUUAAACAGGUUUAUAUGUUAGCUUCAGCGUAUGGCAUGUGUUUGUCUACUGGUAUAUGGUUGUAUAUCUGGACAAUCAUUCUGCUAGAAGCAAGAUACUGUUUCAACUUGUGUCAAGAAUUUGAAAUUUGAAUCUUAAAUUUGAAAUUAAGUCUUUUUUGGCUAAA
Molecule: messenger RNA, 1053 nt
Organism: Malania oleifera
Lineage: Eukaryota; Viridiplantae; Streptophyta; Magnoliopsida; Santalales; Ximeniaceae
Exons: 2
Coding region: 119-793 (224 amino acids)
Source: RefSeq, a predicted model, not a curated record